AUUAAGAAAGAAUUUUGACACUGGGAAUAACCGUCUAUUUAUCAGGAAUGCAAUGGCUACAAGAGUUACAACCUUCCUAUCUAAGCCAAUCAGCAAAAAACUUAUAGAGGCUGUUAAUUUUGGUUAUAAAAAUAGCAAAGGCAAAUAUUCAGAAAAUUUAGACAGAGUAGAAUGUAUCAUGAUUUUGGCUUUAUUCUACUGCUUUCUUAAGAGAGAUUUAGCAUUCUACUACAUCUUACAGGAUAUGAUGACGAAAAUAGAUGCGAUAAAAUAUUCUGAUUUUUGUUGGUGGUUAUGGAGCAAUUUCAAAUUUGGCAAAGAUGACGUUAUAGCUGUUCUCUCGUUUGCUAACGACCUAGCUCGGAAAGGGGAACUAAGACUUCCUCAGCAUGUUCUUGCUGUUUUUAUUGAUUUACACAACUGUUAUUCAGAUAUCACAAGUUCCGAAGCUACGAAAUACUUCAGUAACAAAGAAGAAAGACGAUUGGACAAGACAAAUUUUUCGAAGCAGGUUAUUAUUUUGAAUCAACGAACGAAGUAUCUUCUGGUUACACCUAUUUAUACCAAAAUUGUGGAAUCUGUAAAAUUUGCAAACGGGCAUAAAAUAAGUGAAUACCCCUUAUAUUUCGACCUUGAACAGAAUAUGAUUUUAACAUUAUUUUACGGCCUUCUUAGAAGAGACGUUGCUCUUUGUGUUAUCAUUCAGGACAUGAUGUCAAAUGCUAAAGUGGAUUAUGACCAUCUAUUCGAGUGGUUAAAUUACACAUUCGAGUUCGACAAACACGAUGUUGAGUGCGCUGUAAUGUUUGGACGCCAUCACUUCCUAGAGCAGUUAAAGCACUCUGAUAACUUUCUGUUGCUUUUCCUCCACCUAGAAAACAAAUAUUUCUUUGAUGAUUUUUUUCAUCUCGAGGAAACUUCAGAUGUAUUGGAUAAACUAAGAUUGGAUCCAAAUAGUGUUAAGAACCAUUUUUCUCACUCAUGGUUACCACGAUAUAAAAGUAAAGAGAAUAGAAGAAGUGAUAUAAGAAGUAAAGGGAAGAUAACACCAUUACACAUAGCUGCUUCCUUGGGUGAUGAUUCUGCUGUACGUUUGUUGAGUCAACACUACCAACCCACUGAAGCACUGGAUAGCAACAGUAGUACUCCAUUACACGAAGCAGUAAAAGGCCUCCAUUUUGAGACAGUUCGAGUGCUCUUGGAACUUGGAGUAAGCGACGAAAUAAAAGACAGCGAAGGUUUGACUCCUGUCGAGAUCGCUCGACGUAAAAAAAGUCAGGCUAUGCUGAAAUUGUUUGAUAAUCAUUCUAAAUCCACUGUUACACGUUCCACUAAUCCUGAUCUGAAGAGUAUCAACGAAAGAGACAACGACGGACGUACUGCACUUCACAUACUCGCGGGAUACGGAAUGGCUGAAGAAGUUGAGCGUUUUCUUAAACUCGGUGCAUAUCCAAACGUCAGGGACAAGAAGGGGAUGACUCCGUCUCAUUAUGCCAUCCGAAGUGGAAACCAAGAAACAAUUAAUUUACUGAGCAGUGCUAUUGGUACUACUAAGCAUUGAUUUCAAUACCACUGGAGAGCAUAACGGUAAUAUAAUACUGUACAAAGACUUGAUGGUAGAUAGAUUCUAGAACAUAAAACUGUGUACGUACAAAUACAGUAUGUAAGGAAGGAAACUUUAGGGAGGUGUGAGUUUUUGUCGUCAAGAUGUACCAGCAUCAUACUAUUCUUUUGGUACGGAAUCUCAAAUUAUAUUCGAUGUUCGAAAUUUUGAUUGUUUUUUUUAGGCCAGAUGUUGAGGGCGGGGGAUUAAUACCAGAGUUAAAAACCCCAACUGGAUUCGGGAGGCGAAGUCCCCCUUAUUUUAUUCCUUUAAUUUCGGUUAUCAGGUUGUCGGUGAAGGUGCGGUGCUGUGCACACGCGUUAGCCCGCUCGGCCACCCAGCCCCCACGAUGAUCGAACCUGUACUACGUGAGAUGGUGAUACAUAGGGAAAGUUCUUAAACUAAGCGCUGAGCUCAUAAAUGGCAUCGGAAAUUUAUCAAUCUGUUCCUGGAACUGGAACCACCGAUAUAAUUCAUACCGUUUCUUUAUUCAGCGAGUGCAUUGCCGUGGUUUUUGAGGUACAUAAAUCGGGUGGUUGUAAGCUAAUUGUGAGCAGAGUGUUAUUUCUCAAUUCAUAAAACGUGUUAAGCUUCCGCUGCAUUAUAUAUCUAUAUCGGUUCAUUGAUGGAUUCCAUGGAUCAUUAGAAUCCAUCAAUGAAAUUUGCAUUGAAUUUAGAAACUCACCCAUUUUUCUUUAUUCAUCACAAUUGGAAUGCAAAGAACAAAGCUAAAAAUGUUUUUUAAUUAAUAUGAUGUGGAAUCCUGGAUAUGUUAACAUGAGAUGUACCUUAUCAGUACCGGUUCCGGUUGUAUCUGAUUUGAUCCUGUUACAAAUAUCUUACUAUAACAGACUUACGAUGGACAUGACUAAUUAUCUUUAUGUAAAUUCAUUAAUGACUGACAUAAUUCGACUUAAUCACCAUACAUCUCUAUUGACGGACGAAUGUACAUUUUUUUCAUUAGACAUUUUCAUAUUUAAGAUUCAUUCCCGAUUUAUCCAUUAUUCAGUGGUCAUAAGGUAAUGUAUUAUGAAAAUAGUUUAUUUUUAUACUGUCAAUAUUAAGAAUAAUGUAUCUACCUUGCAUCCAAGUUUUAAUAAAUGUUAAAAUCAAAUCUUAAUAAAAAUUGUUGUUUUUUUCCAA
This is a messenger RNA of Nezara viridula (southern green stink bug), 2746 nucleotides long. The record is from the annotation of a GenBank genome assembly. NCBI's taxonomy places the organism in Eukaryota, Metazoa, Arthropoda, Insecta, Hemiptera, Pentatomidae.